GCCGGGGACGAAGGCGAGAGUUCUGGGCCCUAGAGAGAACGGGGAGGGAGGCAAGAGCCUAAGCAGAAGGAACCAGGAGCCAGGGCCAGGAACGCCGGGAAGGGCAUCGGGAGCCCGGGCCCGGGAGCGUCCUGGAGGGGACCGGUAGUCCAGGCUGGACAGCGCCGGAGAGGGAACUGGACGCCCCAGGCGGUAUGAGCUUGGGGAGGGCAGGAAUUUUGUCUCCUCCCGCCGCGAGGAAAUCGGCUUUCGGGGUGCGGCCUGGCACACACGGGCAUUCAGUUCGUGUAGCUUUUGGUGCCCGUUCUUGGGUAGUUUGGGCAUGUGUUACUCCGUGUGACGUUGUGGAACCGGUUGUUUGGAAAGUGAUAAAGUCUCUCUGUGUAUCUAAUUUUUCAAAUAGGAUGCGAGUUGAUUUGUUUUUGAGACUGCAUGCGACUUUGGAGAGACGACAGGAAGGGGGUUGAACUGCCUCUUUUCCAAAGAGGAACCAAAGGAAGACUGGUCACCUCUUGCAAAUCUCAAAACCAUGGCUCAGGCAUCAGUGUCAUUCAAAGAUGUGACUGUGGACUUCUCUCGGGAGGAGUGGCAGCACCUGGAUCCUGCUCAGAAGACCCUCUAUGUGGAUGUGAUGUUGGAAAACUAUUGCCACCUCAUCUCUGUGGGAUGUCACAUGACCAAGCCUGAUGUGAUCCUCAAGUUAGAACGAGGAGAAGAGCCGUGGACAUCAUUUACAGGUCAUACCUGCUUAGAAGAAAAUUGGAAAGAUGAAGACUUUUUAGUGAAAUUCAAGGAAAACCAAGAUAAAUUUUGUAGAUCCGUUGUAUUCAUCAACCACAAAAAACUGAUUAAAGAGAACAGUAAUGCAUAUGAAAAGACAUUUACUUUAAGCAAAAACCCUAUUAAUUCAAAAAAUCUACCUCCUGAAUAUGAUACUCAUGGAAGGAUUUUUAAAAAUGUUUCAGAAUUAAUCAUCAGUAAUAUAAGUCCUUCAAGAAAAAGACUUAGUGAGUAUAAUGGAUAUGGGAAAUCACUUCGCAAUACUAAACCAGAGACAGCUCAACCUGGAGUCAAAUCCCUUAAUCAACGUGGCAGGGUUGUCAGUCAUAAUGAAGUACUCAUGCAGUAUCAUAAGGUGGAAACUCCAGUGCAGCCAUUUGGAUAUAAUGACUGUGAGAAAGCCUUCCUUAAAAAGGGAGACUUAAUUACACAUAAUAAAGCUUACAGAAGGGAAAACCCAUCUGAAUAUAAUAAAAGGAGAAGAACAACCAAUAUUGAAAAAAAACACACAUGCACUGAAUGUGGGAAGUCCUUCUGCAGGAAGUCAGUAUUGAUUCUGCAUCAGGGAAUUCACACAGAGGAAAAACCCUAUCAGUGCCAUCAGUGUGGAAAUUCAUUUAGAAGGAAGUCAUAUCUCAUUGAUCACCAGAGAACUCACACAGGAGAGAAACCCUUUGUUUGUAAUGAAUGUGGUAAGUCCUUCCGACUAAAGACAGCCCUCACGGAUCAUCAGAGAACACAUACAGGGGAAAAGUCAUAUGAAUGUCCACAGUGUAGAAAUGCCUUCCGUUUGAAGUCACACCUCAUUCGUCAUCAGAGAACUCAUACAGGAGAGAAACCAUAUGAGUGUAGUGACUGUGGAAAGUCCUUCCGCCAGAAGACAACAUUGUCUCUACAUCAGAGAAUUCAUACAGGAGAGAAACCCUAUAUUUGUAAAGAAUGUGGGAAGUCAUUUCACCAGAAGGCAAACCUUACUGUUCAUCAGAGAACUCAUACAGGGGAAAAGCCCUAUAUUUGUAAUGAAUGUGGGAAAUCAUUCUCCCAGAAGACAACCCUCGCUCUUCAUGAGAAGACUCAUAAUGAGGAGAAACCCUAUAUUUGUAAUGAAUGUGGGAAGUCCUUCCGCCAAAAGACAACCCUUGUGGCACAUCAGAGAACACAUACGGGGGAAAAAUCCUACGAGUGUCCUCACUGUGGGAAGGCCUUUAGAAUGAAGUCAUACCUCAUUGAUCAUCACAGAACUCACACAGGAGAGAAACCAUAUGAAUGUAAUGAAUGUGGGAAAUCCUUCAGUCAGAAGACAAAUCUGAAUCUACAUCAAAGAAUUCAUACAGGAGAGAAACCCUAUAUUUGUAAUGAAUGUGGGAAAUCCUUUCGCCAGAAAGCAACUCUCACUGUACAUCAAAAAAUACAUACAGGACAGAAAUCCUACGAAUGUCCUCAGUGUGGGAAAGCCUUUAGCAGGAAGUCAUAUCUCAUUCAUCAUCAAAGAACUCAUACAGGAGAGAAACCAUAUAAAUGUAAUGAAUGUGGGAAGUGCUUCCGCCAGAAAACAAAUCUCAUUGUGCAUCAGAGAACUCACACAGGGGAGAAACCCUAUAUUUGUAAUGAGUGUAGUAAGUCCUUCAGUUAUAAGAGAAACCUCAUUGUCCAUCAGAGAACUCACAAGGGAGAAAACAUAGAAAUGCAAUAAAUGAUGUGAUCUUUGUGAA
This is a messenger RNA of Suricata suricatta (meerkat), 2492 nucleotides long. RefSeq names its product zinc finger protein 567 (gene ZNF567). Lineage: Eukaryota; Metazoa; Chordata; Mammalia; Carnivora; Herpestidae. The transcript is spliced from 5 exons. Bases 530 to 2473 code for a protein of 647 amino acids. Gene Ontology annotation, biological process: negative regulation of transcription by RNA polymerase II. The record is from RefSeq and is a predicted model, not a curated record. Gene Ontology annotation, molecular function: DNA-binding transcription repressor activity, RNA polymerase II-specific; RNA polymerase II cis-regulatory region sequence-specific DNA binding.